AUUUGAUAAAGGACAACACUAGGCGACGCGCCGCUUGCUAAUGUCAAAUUUUGCUUUCAUCUUGAUAUUGGCGAAAACAUUUUUAUUUAUUAUUAUUUAUAUGGUUACAAUGCGACCAAAAGGUGACUAGAAAUGGACCAACAAUUUUCAUUGUCUUGGAACAAUUUCCACGGAAACUUAAGUAAAGGUUUUGCUGGAUUAUUAGGAAACGGAGAAUUUGUCGAUGUAACAAUUGCAGUCGAAGGUCAUUUGCUACAAGCGCAUAAAGUUAUACUAUCAAUAUGUUCGCCUUACUUCAAAAAAAUGUUUCAAUUAAAUCCGUGUCAACAUCCAAUUGUCGUUUUACGGGAUGUCACACACAAGGCAAUGAAAGAUUUAUUGCAGUUUAUGUACCAUGGAGAAGUCAGUGUCAAAAGGGAAGAUCUCACUAGCUUUAUAGGCACUGCUGAAGUGCUGCAAAUCAAAGGUUUAACUAAUAAAGAAACCGAGGAGGAGGCAUUUGAUGCUGAUAAAGAAUUAACAAAACAAAACGUAGCAGCUCAAAACGACAGUCCAGAUGCAGAGUCUUGUGCAUCUGAUAUGUACGACACAACUACUAAUGAAAUAUCUGAUAACAGUGACAUAGAUUUAAUAAAACAAAGACAAUUUAUUGAAAAACUGCAAAGGCUGAGUAGUUUAAAAAGGAAAUCAGAGGAAUUCCUUCAGAAAAAUUAUUAUACAGAUAUUAUCAAUUCAGAAAAAAGACCUAAAAUUUGUGACAAAAUAUCAAAUAAUAAAUCGAAUAAUCAUUUAAUGCAAAGCAGUAACUUUGAUAAAGUUCAAAGCAUUUAUGAGGAAAAUCCUGUAGAAAUAACGACAUCUUUAAACCCAAACAUUCAAAAACAAGGAACAGAUAAAGAAGCUUCGGAUAAUAGAAAUAAUCAAUCAGUUAUAGAACAGGUGAUGGAAUUAAAAACAGAAUGUGACGACAGUGAUAUUAUAGUCUCAGAUCCAGCUGUUUGUACAACUCCAAAGGGCUAUGAAAACUCAAGGGACUUAAAGAAAGGAUUAAUUAUUCCCCUGGAAUACCAAUCGCCUCAGGAAAAUUGUACCGGGUUGAACUCAUUAUUUAUGGAUCUUAAAAAUCUAGUUAACGGUAAAGUAACUAACACCUUGAAGACUGAAGAGAUUCCAAGAUAUGUUAUGGAACAUCGUCUUGUUACCAUUCCACAAAAGGAAGAUGGAAAAAAGAAAUACCCACAACGAUCUUGUAGGCUUUGUUGGAGAAUAGGCAAGCGGCGUGAUACUCGAUUCAUGUGUAGUGCUUGUGAAUUACCAUUUUGCAAAUCACCAUGUUUCGAAAUACAUUUUAAUGACAUGUUUAAAGUGUCACAACUGCAAGGAGAUUACUAUGCACCUUAGAUUAUAAGUUUCCUGUUUGCUUAUACCUGUGAAGAGACAUUAAUUUUAAGAAAAAUAUAUUUUUAUAAUCACAAGUGAUACUGCAAAAGAACAAAAUCAAUGAAUCAUAGAUUCAGUAAAUUUUGGGACCAAAUUAAAAAUUAUUGAAGAUUUUAUCCUAAAAUUUAAAGUUACUAUAAAAUAAAUCGAAAAACUAUAUAUUUGCAUUUUAAGAUUUUUAAGCACAAUAAUUGUCAGUAACCUGUGAUACUUAAAAUCUGCUCUAAGGUGCCAACAUUAUGUAUUGCUUUUAUUUUCAUUAUGUAUAAAAGAUUUGUGCCAUCAAUCCUCUGCCAUAUUUUCAAGACUUUAUUGCUCAUAUUCUAGUCUAUUUAUUGUAUUAAGUAAUAAUUUUUAUAAUAAGGAACUUGAAAUUUUUACUCAUGUGAUGGUAGAAAUGCACAUCUUCCCAGUGAUUUACACUCAAUACUGUAACACAUUUGUGAUCUCUGUAUUGGUAGAGCUAAUUUUUAUAUCUUUGUAGUAAGUAAAUUUAUAUUCACAUUCCCAAAUGUGAUAGCCUUUUUUUAAAAGAAAGUGGCUAAAGUCUUUUAAGAAUAUUUUUUAUAUGAUAUGCUAUUUUUGUAGUACUUGUGUGAUGUUUAACAUAAAGUAUACUGAGUGUUUUUAUGGUUAAUAAAUCAUGUGUACAGAA
Vanessa tameamea is the source of this 2095-nucleotide messenger RNA. RefSeq names its product kelch-like protein 40. Gene Ontology annotation, cellular component: nucleus. Gene Ontology annotation, biological process: regulation of transcription by RNA polymerase II. Lineage: Eukaryota; Metazoa; Arthropoda; Insecta; Lepidoptera; Nymphalidae. The record is from RefSeq and is a predicted model, not a curated record. The transcript is spliced from 5 exons. Gene Ontology annotation, molecular function: protein binding. Bases 133 to 1401 code for a protein of 422 amino acids.